Diaporthe batatas is the source of this 3076-nucleotide messenger RNA. RefSeq lists its product as uncharacterized. Bases 176 to 3076 code for a protein of 966 amino acids. The transcript has 4 exons. Gene Ontology annotation, molecular function: carnitine O-acetyltransferase activity. NCBI's taxonomy places the organism in Eukaryota, Fungi, Ascomycota, Sordariomycetes, Diaporthales, Diaporthaceae. Gene Ontology annotation, biological process: carnitine metabolic process. The record is from RefSeq and is a predicted model, not a curated record. Gene Ontology annotation, cellular component: mitochondrion.
GUCGCUUGUCGCUUGUCGCUGCUGGUAUGUAUGACAAUUCCUACUGCCUCUAUCCCGGGCCCUCGGCAAAUUCCCGCGCAUAUUGACUUGAUUCGGCCCUGCGGAACCGUUUCAUGCCUCUUGUGUGCGGCCCCGCGGGUCGAGACGCGAGAGAUAUACCACCACCCUACCCACCAUGCCUCGUCGCUACUUGGCUGCCCACCUGAUGGCCACCCAAGCCCGUGUACACACCCAAGGCCCGUGUUACCUGCCUGCCUGCUCCAUCCCACGUCCCACAUCCCACAUCCCACAUCCCACAUGCCACCUGCCAUGGGACACCCUUCGCUGCCCUGCUGCUGUCGUUGCUGUCGUUCUCGUUGUGGUGGUUGUGCUGUUGUGGUCGUUGUUAUUAUUGUUCCGUAUCUUCACCUUGCCCAGGUCUAUAGGAGAGACUCUCUCCCCUCCGCUCCCUCACGACCCGGCCCCUCACAGCCCGGCCCCUCGCUCUGUGCCCAUCAACGGACCCGUGCCCAACGGCAUCCCCCAGCCCAGGCCGCCCCCCAGUAGCAUGGGUGUGAAUGAGAACAGGUCCUAUCCGGGCGUCACUUUCGCCCAGCAGGACAAGCUCCCAAAGCUGCCCAUCCCCGAGCUGCCCAGCACCUGCGACAGAUACCUCGCCGCCCUCAAGCCCCUGCAGUCCCCCCGCGAGCACUCCGACACCAGGCAGGCCGUGCACGAAUUCCUCAACAAUGAGGGCCCCGAGCUGCAGGACAAGCUCAGGCGCUAUGCCGAGGGGCGCACCAGCUACAUCGAGCAGUUCUGGUAUGACUCCUACCUGAACUACGACAACCCCGUCGUGCUGAACCUGAACCCCUUCUUCCUGCUGGAGGAUGACCCAACCCCGGCCCGGAACAACCAGGUCACUCGCGCCGCCUCGCUGGUCGUCUCCGCCCUCGAGUUCGUGCGCGCUGUGCGGAAGGAGGAGCUGCCCCCCGACUCCGUCAAGGGGUCCGCCAUGGACAUGUACCAGUACUCGAGGCUCUUCGGCACCGCCAGGGUCCCCACCGACGCUGGCUGCCAGAUCGAGCAGGACCCCGAGUCCAAGCACCUUGUCGUCAUGUGCCACGGCCAGUUCUACUGGUUUGACGUCCUUGACGACAACUCGGACCUCAUCAUGACCGAGAAGGACGUGUCCAUCAACCUGCAGACAAUCAUCGACGAUGCCGCACAGAUGCCCAUCCAGGACGCCGCAAAGGGUGCGCUGGGUGUGCUCAGCACCGAGAACAGGAAGGUGUGGUCCGGGCUCCGCGACGUCUUGACCAGAGAAGAAGGGUCCAACAAUGCCGACUGUCUCGGCAUAGUCGACUCUGCACUCUUCAUCGUCUGUCUCGACUACACAGAGCCCGCCACGGCUUCCGCCCUGUGCCAGAACAUGCUCUGCGGCACCAGUGAGAUCGAGAAGGGCGUGCAGAUCGGCACAUGCACCAACCGCUGGUACGACAAGCUCCAGAUUAUCGUCUGCAAGAACGGCAGCGCAGGCAUCAAUUUCGAACACACUGGCGUCGACGGCCACACGGUCCUCAGGUUCGCCAGUGAUGUGUAUACCGAUACCAUCCUGCGCUUUGCCAGGACAAUCAACGGACAGGCCCCGACCCUGUGGGCAUCGACAAGCCCCGAUCCUUCCAAGCGAGACCCCGACAGUUUCGGAGACGUGAACACGACGCCGCACAAGCUGGAGUGGGACAUGACCCCCGAGCUCAAGAUCGCCGUUCGCUUCGCCGAGACCAGGCUUGCUGACCUCAUCGAGCAGAAUGAGUUCCAGUGUCUCGACUUCCAAGGGUACGGCAAGAACUUCAUCACGUCAAUGGGUUUCUCGCCCGAUGCGUUCAUCCAGAUGGCCUUCCAGGCCGCGUACUAUGGCCUGUACGGCCGCAUAGAGUGCACCUACGAGCCAGCUAUGACCAAGAUGUUCUUGCACGGCCGCACGGAAGCAGUGCGCACCGUCUCGGAUGAGUCUGUCAAUUUCGUACAGACAUUCUGGGCCGACAACCCGGCCGAGCAGAAGGUAGAGGCGCUCAAGAAGGCCUGCCAGAUCCACGUGAACACCACCAAGGAGUGUGCCAAGGGUCAGGGCUGUGACAGGCACCUCUACGCGCUCUUUUGCCUCUGGCAGCGCCUCAUGGACGAGACGGCAGCCAGCGGGAGCACGGGCAGCAGUGGCUACACAUCGCCCAUUGACGGCUCGAGCAGCCCCGAGCCCGGUGUCGCCAGCCCGGCCAGGUCUUCUGCCGUGUCGGGCGACAGCGAGCACACGACCCAGAACAUGGUGACGCGAGCGCGGGGCGACAGCACCAACUCGCGCGGGGGCUCACAGCAGCAGCUGCCCCUCAUAUUCGCGGACUCGGGCUGGGACAAGCUCAACAAUACCAUCCUGUCGACGUCCAACUGCGGCAACCCGUCCCUCAGGCAGUUCGGAUUCGGCCCCGUCAGCGGCGACGGCUUCGGUAUCGGCUACAUCAUCAAGGACGACGGCAUCGCCAUCUGUGUCAGUAGCAAGCACCGGCAGACCAAGCGUUUCAUAGACACUCUCGAGAGCUACCUCCUCGAGAUCCGCCGCAUCCUUCGCAUCACCAGCCGCCACCCCUCGGCACCCAAGCAGACCCGCGCCCGGGAGAUCGACCGGUCCACUCACCACCACCGCAAGCCCACAUUCAACAGGCUCAAGAGCAGGGGCCGUCUCAUCACCGGCCCGACCGCCGAGACCAUCCGCAGCCAGAAGCUGGGCAGUGCCGCUGGCACGCAAAGCCCCACCGACGAGAGCGUCACGCUUAGCGAGGACGACGAGCUGGGCGGAUAUGGCUUCUUUGAUGCCGGCAUGCUUUUGCAGGCUCUCAAGGCGCGUGGCGAGGUCGACGGCGGCGAGACCAAGGCCUCCGAGAGGGCUGCUGUGCAGGCAAGGAGACGUGAUGUAGCACAUCCACAUCUCGACCCUCCCAGAGACUCGCCCGGCAGAACACAACAGCCAACGCCGUGUGCGCGUUCGCCACUGGCCAUAUCACCGGCUGGCGUGCAAGGUCGGCUCCUGGAGACCCAGUGA